This is a messenger RNA of Ipomoea triloba (trilobed morning glory), 579 nucleotides long. RefSeq lists its product as uncharacterized. The record is from RefSeq and is a predicted model, not a curated record. Lineage: Eukaryota; Viridiplantae; Streptophyta; Magnoliopsida; Solanales; Convolvulaceae. Bases 1 to 579 code for a protein of 192 amino acids. The transcript has 2 exons.
AUGAGAAACCAAGUUCUUGAUUGCGUGUUAGUCCCACUAGGCCUCUUUGUUAUGGUGGCUUAUCACCUAUGGCUUCUUCGGCAGAUUAAGAACAACCCCAACUGCACCGUCAUCGGCGUCAAUGCAAUCAACCGCCGCCGCUGGGUCCGUGCUAUGAUGGAGAAUGUGUCCAAGAAUGGGGUUUUAGGAGUUCAGACAUUGAGAAACAACAUAAUGGCAUCCACCCUUUUAGCCUCCACUGCAAUCAUGCUGAGCUCCCUCAUCCUAGUUAACGUUCCUUACCGGAAAAUAAUGGCCACAACAAAGGAGGAUCCGAAACGCCCGUACCGGUGUGUGGUGACGUCGGAGGAGUACGUGGGGAUGACAGUGAAUCGAGGGAGCUAUUUUUGGUCUCUGGGUCUGAGGGCAUUUUACUUUUCUUUCCCACUUUUUUUGUGGAUCUUUGGACCAAUUCCUAUGUUCUUGUGUUGCGUUGUCCUGGUCUUCAUGCUUUAUUUUCUGGACUUCACCAUGGAUUUUGGGUUGUUGGCUUUGCCCACAAAUGCCGAGGAUGAAUGCAAUGGGGAUGUGGAUAUAUAA